This is a messenger RNA of Sphaeroforma arctica JP610, 1576 nucleotides long. RefSeq lists its product as hypothetical. Gene Ontology annotation, molecular function: protein binding. The record is from RefSeq and is a predicted model, not a curated record. The coding region runs from base 1 to 1476 and encodes 491 amino acids. NCBI's taxonomy places the organism in Eukaryota, Ichthyosporea, Ichthyophonida. The transcript is spliced from 11 exons.
AUGCUAUCGGAGUACCAUUUCACUUUCGACACACCCGUGUACAUGACGGUACUGGGAGCAGCCGUGCAACACGGCUUUGUUGACGCUGCUAGACCCCUCGUGACUUAUGUUGGCUCCAUGGGAUACACGCAGGUGCGGUUCCAUGGUGUCCCGACGCCGCUUGCAGGGCAAAUGGCCCUGGCCAAUCUGCAAGCUGGAAAUAUCGCAGUAGCAGAUAAACUACUCGCGCAGUUGGUACGAAACAAAAAUGUGGAUACCAAAUGGCUAUUGUAUACCCAGAUGAAGACCUUCAAUAAAAAGAAACAGACCUUAGCGAGCGCUGCCGUGUCCUCCGACCGGAUGGCUGGCUUACUUAGUAGCGUUGUAGGUAGAGAAUCGUGGGGGUAUCAAAAAGAAUACAUGGACGUAAUAGCACUAGCACUCGAUGAGGAACUGUAUGAAGUGGCUGCAAGACUGUGGACAGUCAUCAGGAAUGUGGCCGAUAGUGAGCGCGAAGAUUACGGACGUGUGCAGAAUCUUCUGCUGUCCAAGAACCCCGAUUUAUAUGCCGAUGUUGAGUUAGGUCGGGUGGAUAUCGGCUUUAUCCAAUUCUUAGUAAAACUUGGGGCGUAUACUGAAGAUAUGGGGCGUAUUCAUAGAUUGCGCCGGUGUGUCUUCACACAAAAUUUAGAUGCGCUCUCAGCUCUCUUAGACCAUCACACCACCAAUGAAAAAUUAGAAGCGUUUCGUCAGAUUGUCUUUACGGGUCCUAUGCCCAACCCAGUCAAUGUCCUGACCGCGAUGGCCCAAGUUGGGGUCGAGCCAGAACCCAAAGUCUUUCACCAUUUCGUGCUUCACUACGCGAGGAAUAAAGACAUACCAACCACCAUGGAACUCUUCAAGUUCGCUGAUGAGAAGAAAAUCUACUUAUACAAAGUUUCAUACACGCGAGUCAUGGAUACCUGGCUUACGAUGGUGCGGUCCGACAACGACAAAUACUUCAAUGAGACUGUACUUAAGAGUUGCUUUCAACUCUUUAUCACACACGACAAGUUGGUACCGUACACUCGACUGCUAGCUAUGUGCUUACACACAAAGAAUAUACCUAUGGCCCGAAGAGUUCUGGAGCGAUUACGACACACAGACGUAAAACUAAACGAGAUUGGCCACAAGAUGUACUUGCGCCUGUUAAUCGAGCAGGGACUCUUUUCUGAGGCAUGGACCCACUAUGAGUCGGACGCCUAUAGUUCACUGUCAAAUAAAGACGACCAGGAGAUCUGCUUGGUUCUACUGCGCCACUUCCUGAGCUCCAAUGACCAACGCAGCACCGCAGUUUUGCAGCGUUUAGAUGAUAUGGACAUGUCUUUCGAGCACAUAGCUACGACUAUGAUGUCCUCGUCCAUCAGCGUCGCCUGCGACAACCGAUUGUUCCGGUCUGCCGAUGUGUCACCAUUCAUUAUACCCGAGGAUUCGAGACUAAUGCAAGCAACUCGAUAACUGGGAAGUAGUAUUCAACUUUAGUAAUCCUGGUGUAUGUUUACAAUAGCAUAAAAGAUGGCUAGAGCAUGUCAGCUUGGUGUGGAAUAAACAAUAAGCU